CGAGAACAAGCUGCUGGUACUGGUCUGUUAAGAGACAGGGGAAUUACAGGGCUGAAAGCAGAGGUUGAAAGAACAGUUCCAUUUCUUCAUUUGGCAAUUUUCUUGACUGAGUGUCCUUUUCAAGCUACAAGAUGGAGUACAAGGUGACUGUGGCAGUUGGAACAUCUAUGUAUUCAGGAACCAGAAACUCUGUGUAUGUGACCCUGGUGGGAGAAAAUGGGGAGAGUGAGAAGACUGUGCUGGACAAUUUUGGACUGGAUCUCUCUCAAGGGGAUAUAGAUGAGUACAUUGUGUGCAGUGCAUCCUCCCUUGGCCAGUUGCUUCUAGCAAGGCUAGAAAAGCAAAACUCCUGGGUGGAGGACAACUUCUUCUGCCGCUAUGUAACUGUGAAGCCUCCAGAUGGCAGCAUUGCAUUGACCUUCCCUUGUUACCGCUGGCUUAUUGGAGAUAUGAUCAUCGAGCUGCGAGAGGGCACAGCUAAGAAGCUCAGUGAUGAUUCCUUACCACUGUUAUUGGCACAUCGAGAGACUGAGCUGCAAGAAAGACAGAAAAUAUACCGGUGGAAGUCAUUUGCCCCGCAUAUGCCCAGAUGUGUUGAUGUUGAAACAGAGGAAGAGCUGCCACAGGAUAUGCGUUUUCAGAAUGAGAAAAGUAGUGACUAUCAAGCGUCACGGUAUUACGCGUUGGGGGAGCUGGCUCUGAAGAACCUAUCCAUAAGAUUCGGAGAGUCUUGGAAUGAUCUUGAUGACUUCAAGCGCACCUAUUGGAAAAUUAGAAGUCCUAUUUCUGACUAUGUAAUGAACCAUUGGAGAGAGGACUGGUUAUUUUGCUACCAGUUCGCGAAUGGUCCAAACCCACGCUCAAUCAAACGCUGCAGUGUGCUGCCAGAAAACUUUCCUGUUACUGCCGACAUGGUGCAGAGUGCUCUGGGGGAACACACCUCCCUGGACCAAGAGAUAAAGGCAGGAAAUGUGUACCUAGUGGAUCACGCCAUUUUGGUUGGUAUACCUCCCAAUGUGAUAGAAGAGAAGACACAGCAUUUGGCAGCUCCCCUCUGUCUGCUAUAUGACCAUCCUGAGCGCGGACUCAUUCCACUGGCGAUACAGUUGGGACAGACUCCAGGUGCAGACACACCCAUAUUCCUUCCCAGUGACCCACCUUUGGCCUGGUUGCUCGCCAAAAUCUGGGUUCGUCAUGCUGAGUUCCAGGUGUUCCAGGUGCUGUCUCACCUGCUGCGCACCCACCUGUUGAUAGAAGUGUUCUGUGUGGCUACACUCCGCCAGCUACCUGCUGUGCACCCGGUCUAUAAGCUACUGACACCUCACCUGCGCUAUACCCUGGAGAUAAACAGUCGAGCACGGGCUGAGCUCAUCUCUUUUGAUGGAGUCUUCAAAAAGGUAGUAUCCACAGGUGGGGAAGGACUUGUGAUCCUGGCCCAGCGUGAGUAUAAGUUUCUGACAUACAGAUCCCUCCAGCCAAACCUGGAUUUCCAUGACCGUGGGGUAACAAAGUUGAAAGGCUACUACUACAUGGAGGACAGCUUGAUGAUGUGGGAUGCCAUCCACAGUUUUGUCUCAGGAGUGGUGUCUCUGUACUAUGCCAGUGACAAUGAGGUGCUCCAAGACUCUGAACUUCAGGCCUGGACACGGGACAUUACUCAGGAGGGACAUGGGGAUAACCCUCAAUUUGGUCUACCAAGUGAGCUGACAAGCAAGGAGGAGCUGAUCACCCUUUUAAGUGUGGUGAUCUUCACUGCCUCUAUACAGCAUGCUGCCACUAAUAACGGACAGUUUGACUGGUGUGCCUGGGUUCCCAACACCCCCUGCACUCUGCGCCAGCCUCCUCCCACUGACAAGAAUGCAGUCACCAUGGAGAUGAUCAUGAGCACCCUCCCUGAUGCUAGCCAAUCCUGUGUGCAGAUGGCAAUCUGUUGGCAAUUGAGCCGAGCCCAGCCUGAUGCAAUUCCCAUUGGUCAGUACGUGGAAGAGUACUUUACUGAACCUCGGGCAAGGGAGGUGAUCAAAAGCUUCCAAGAGGAGCUACAGGACAUAGAGAAGAAGAUCAUGAAGAAGAAUGAAGGUCGGGAGUUGCAGUACCUGUACCUGUGUCCAAGCCGCGUAGAGAACAGCAUUACCAUUUAGGUUCUAUAGUCAAAUUGACUCAAAGUCAAUUAGUUGGUUAACCCCAACUCUGUAAACCAAUGGGGCAUUUCUGAAGUAUAUGUAAACCAGCAAAGCCUUUACAAUAGUUACCUUGUGUAUUUUCCUUUAUGCGCGUGCAGUAUUUUAGACAAUCUGGGGAGCUUUUCACAGUACUUUAUAUAGGCUUGAAUAGUAACUGGCCCACCACCUUAACCUAAUAAACAUGUAUGAUAGUCCUGUUUAAAGGUAUGAAAUUAAAUUGAAUAGCCCAUAAUUCAUAAUCCCUUUAAUUAGAUGGUUAAAUCUAAUCUCUUCAUUUUCAUAAUUUUAGGAGUGAUUGCUCAAACACGGACAUGUCGUACCUACUGUACAUGCCUCCUGAUGUGCACAACACAGAGUUCUAGACCUUUCGCAAAGCAACCAUUUUCUUAGAAUAAGCCAUAGCACCAGAGGCAUGAACGUUGACAGUUCCAAUUUGUUCCAAUUCCAGUUGCUGGAUUUUUAAUGAUUAAUGUCAAAUAGAGAACCAUGCUUAAGAUCUCCUGACAAAUUAAUCCUCUAGGCUAAGGCAGCACAAGACUAAUUUUUUUGGUGAAAUGGAAAUGACAUUCUUAUUUAUUCAUGGGGGUUCUUGACAUUUAAUGGGAUUGUUGAAAGGCAGUGACAGACUAUUAUAAUAUACAGUGUAUUUGAGUACAAUAAUUUAACUUAAUUCACCUUCACAACUUACUCAGUGAUAGCAGGGAGCAGUACUGUCAAUACAUCCAAUUGUAUAACACAUUAUUUAAAUAAUUAUGCUGAUCCCAUUUAUGUAAAGUAUUUGAAGGGAGGGAGUGUUUUCAUGAAACACUCCCUCCGAAAUAUAAAGUUUCAGUGCAUGUG
Conger conger (European conger) is the source of this 3023-nucleotide messenger RNA. Its product is annotated as polyunsaturated fatty acid 5-lipoxygenase-like. Gene Ontology annotation, biological process: linoleic acid metabolic process; lipid oxidation. Bases 132 to 2141 code for a protein of 669 amino acids. NCBI's taxonomy places the organism in Eukaryota, Metazoa, Chordata, Actinopteri, Anguilliformes, Congridae. Gene Ontology annotation, molecular function: iron ion binding; arachidonate 15-lipoxygenase activity; arachidonate 12(S)-lipoxygenase activity. The record is from RefSeq and is a predicted model, not a curated record. The transcript has 15 exons.